AGCUAGGUGGGGGAGAGUUGCGAUACAGUCCUUCCAGGGGAGAUGGGUACACAGCUCUGAAUUCUUCUGCGUUCAAAUCUUGCUAUCUGGCAUUAUCUACAACAGCUUUUUCUUUCACCCUUUUUAUCUGCGUACAUAUUUAAGUUACAAAGCGGGACUCACAGGCACAUCUCGACCAUUGCCACUUUUGUCGUCUCACCUGCACUUGCGGUGGUCAGGAGAGGUACCGUAAAAUGGAUCAGGACAAAUACUUGCCGGAGCUGAUGGCCGAAAAAGAUAGCUUGGACCCCUCGUUUGUUCAUGCAAUUCGCCUUCUGGCAGAGGAAAUUGAGAAGUUUGAAGGGGAUGAUCUACGGAAAGAUGGUGAAGUUAAGAAGUACCUGGAUAUCAUCAGCAACAAAAACAUUAAGCUUUCUGAAAGAGUCCUCAUCCCAGUUCAGCAGUACCCUAAGUUUAAUUUUGUUGGGAAGCUGCUCGGGCCCAGAGGCAAUUCCAUGAAAAGAUUACAAGAAGAAACAGGAGCAAAGAUGUCUAUUCUGGGGAAGGGCUCGAUGCGCGACAAAGCCAAGGAGGAAGAGCUGAGGAAAAGUGGUGAGGCCAAGUACGCCCAUUUGAGUAAUGAUCUCCAUGUUUUAAUUGAAGUCUUCGCCCCUCCCGGAGAGGCCUAUUCCCGGAUGAGCCAUGCCUUGGAGGAGAUUAAGAAAUUUCUGGUGCCGGACUACAAUGAUGAGAUCAGACAAGAGCAGCUGCGUGAACUCUCCUACCUGAACGGAUCAGAAGACUCCGGCAGGGGGAGGGCCACACGGGGGCGUGGUCUGCGGCUGGCGGCAACGGCAACCACGAGGGGUCGAGGAGGUGCAGCCCCCCCUCCACCUCCAGGCCGAGGAGCAGUCGCUCCGAGAGGGGCAGUGACCACACGCACCUCCCUCCCAGUGGCCACACUAGCCAGAGGGGCCCCCACCCCGAGGGCUCGGGGGGUCAUCUCGGCAACGCCAGGAUACAGGGCCUCCCUCCUCCAAACCACACACGAGUCCUACGACGACUACAGUUAUGAUGAUGGCUAUGACGGUGAAUAUGACGACCAGAGUUAUGAUGCCUAUGAUGAUGCUAAUCAGUCAAAAAGCAUUUCUGAAUAUUAUGAAUAUGGGCACGGAACCACUGAAGAAUCCUACAACAACUAUGCAGAAGAAGACUGGACCUCCACACGCCCCGCCCUAAAAGCCCCACCAGCAAGGCCUGUAAGACGGGGCUACAGAGAACAUCCAUAUGGUAGAUAUUGAAGGUGCUCCGAAACAUUGUGUCCUCCAACAUGACCACAUUAAUUACUCUGACUCUCUUCAAAACUUGCUCUCUCCUCCCUCGACCGCCCCCCUCCCCCCUUGAUAUAGGACCCAGGAAUCAUCCAUUUAAACCUAGGCCCUGACCCAACCCACUGAUUUUUUUGAUAAUAUGGACAAACGUUGAGAUCUAAAUGUGAAAGGGGGGGUUCAUGCGUCAGACCCUGCCGUGAAAUGCUGUCAUUUUGGUUGUACAUAACUGUGUGUUAUCCGUAAACGAAAGCAUGAAGUUGCCACAUAACUUACGCAUACUGAUCCUUUCCGUGAUCCUGUUUUCCUUCAGGCCAGAUUGAUUUAUUAUCAUUAAGUGAAGAUAACCAUCUUGUAUAUAACUUCUUUUUUAAUACUUGUUAAUUUAAUUAUGUUAACUAUUGCGUUUGUAAAUUUAAUUUCAAUUUCGGUAUUGGGGUAGAAAGCAAUCAGCUAUGUAUGUAGCUCCCGACAAGUGCUCUGUUCUGUGUUAAGAUGUAUCUGUACAUAAAUCAUGUAAUAAAAGAACAUAAAGCACAAUGUGUAAGCUUCUCUAAAUAGGUGGCCAUAUAAUUGUUUGCCAUAAUUUGUCAAUAAUGUUGAAAUCUUUCUCUCUUUUUUUUGUAAAAUUAGAUGCAUUCCAAGUACUUGUUUAUAGUAAUAAAUGCCUGCUUGGGUUUAGGAAAUGGCUAAAAUGUUUUUUUUUUUUUUUUAAUACGGAAAUAAAUCUACAAAAAUUUGAAGUCAUUUUCUGUAAGUUUCUAGAUAAGCUACAUUAAUCCACUCGAGAGGCACCAUUAAUGCUAGAGCUAAAUUGUUCAUUGACUAUUGAUUAGUUCAUCAAAUGUAUUACAUGUUAAUGGAAAUCAAUUGUUAAGACCAAUAAAUUCAUUUUUAACAUAUUCUUUAAGCUUGACCUCAUUAAACGUCAAUUCUGAUUGACCUGUCUGCACUAGCUUGUCUCUGAGAAUGUUAUGGAGCUAAGAGGUAAGGAAAACCCCCCAUACUACAAUAAGACUGUCUAAAUGCCUUCUACCUUUAGUGUUGGCCUCUGGGCCCACCUCAUGUGAAUACUGUCGCUAUUCACAAUCUGUUUCUAGACGGGGAGUGGGGUGCACUAAGAUAUCCAUCUUUUGUCUCUGCUAUCUCUGUCUUCUUUCCAUCACUGUGAGUCCAGCUCAGUAUUUGUGCUGUUAUACCAGUGCUUUUAAAUAAUACUGCUACUGCACCUGAAGGCCGGUAGAAACCUGAACUCUCUUUUGUGACUUAUUAGACUUGAAGGCUGACGCUCUAAUUAAGAGACUGAAAGGAUCGCUAAACCCUUAAGCAGGUGCACUGUAACACUUAGGGACAACUCGAAGCAGCCCUAUGCAGAGUAGAGAACUGACAAAAAAAAAUGUCAGAAAAAUACAGAUUCUUCUUCCCUUCGCGAUGAUCUGUGUGUGCCUCACAAUCUGUUAUCUGAAACCUGAAGACAAGAUGGAGAGGGAAUGUUUAUUUUUGGGGAAAGAGGUGCCGAUACCUCAGGUAGAACUGAGACGAGAAAGAAAGAAAGAAAGAAAGAAAGAAAGAAAG
Clupea harengus (Atlantic herring) is the source of this 2882-nucleotide messenger RNA. It is a transcript of the gene khdrbs2, whose product is annotated as KH RNA binding domain containing, signal transduction associated 2. Gene Ontology annotation, molecular function: poly(A) binding; mRNA binding. Gene Ontology annotation, cellular component: nucleus. The record is from RefSeq and is a predicted model, not a curated record. Gene Ontology annotation, biological process: regulation of alternative mRNA splicing, via spliceosome. NCBI's taxonomy places the organism in Eukaryota, Metazoa, Chordata, Actinopteri, Clupeiformes, Clupeidae.